AUGAAAAUGAAACCCCCCACCACAACCACCCUCUCAAUCAUCCUCCCCCUCCUCCCCCUCACAACCGCAACCGCAACCGGAACAGGAGCAAAAUGCUACGCCCCCGACGGCACCCUCGUCCCCAACACCAUCUACCAACCCUGCAUCUCCAUCUCCGGCGUGCAUUCAAUGUGUUGUCGUCUGAACGCCGCAAACCCCGAGUCUUGUGAUCCGUCCGGUCUAUGCUUAUCCACAGCCCAAUCUACCAGCACCGGCACAACGAGCACAACCUACUACCGAGAAUUCUGCACCGAUUCGUCCUGGAACUCUACAAAUUGCCUUUCAAGAGAUAUAUGUAGUAGUAGGAACGGGGGCAACUCCAACUGGAGUAACCAACUCACGCCCUGCGGGAAUUCUCUCUGGUGUUGUGGGAGUACCAAUGCGUGUUGUUCCUCCGGGGCGGCGUUUAAGUUGAAUCGAACGUUGAUUGAUUUCUUGGAUGAAAGUGCGAGUGGAAGUGGUAGUGCCACUGCCUCGGUCAGUACAGUUACUGUUGUUCCGACGGGGGAAGGGGUCAGUAAGGGCAUGGAGGAGAUGGAUGGGGGGUUGUCACAUAAGGCGAAGAUUGGGGUUGGGGUGGGUGUUGCCCUUGGAGGGUUGGUGUUGGGGUUGGUGGGGGUCGGGGUUGGGUUUUUCUGGGGGAGGAAGAGGAAUCAGGGGGGGGAGAGGGAGGGGAGUGUGAGGUUGGAGAAGCCGAAGGGGGUUAUUGGUGGUGGUGGUGCUGCUGGAGAUGGUGGGGAUGAGGAUGGGAAUGGGAGUGUUAGUAGUAAGACGCCUUGUUUGGAGGUUGUGAGGUGUGGGUAG
Molecule: messenger RNA, 843 nt
Organism: Aspergillus sclerotioniger CBS 115572
Lineage: Eukaryota; Fungi; Ascomycota; Eurotiomycetes; Eurotiales; Aspergillaceae
Exons: 3
Coding region: 1-843 (280 amino acids)
Source: RefSeq, a predicted model, not a curated record